GGGAGUACGUAUUAAUUCUCAAAAUUAUUGGCUUUAUUAACAAAGAACAAUAAAUAGUUUGGGUGAGAAGUUGAAUUAGAUGAAAGAUACUGGGAUGAAACUGAAAAUAGAUCGCAAAGUAAGACGAGGAAUUGAAGAUGACCCCUUUCUUCCUCGUUGUAAUUCCCCAAGCCUUUGUUUUUACCUCUACUAAAAAAAUUACUGUAGUUCUAUCACACAAAAUUACAAAUUCUAAUAGUGUAGCAAACAGCGGCACAGCCGUAAACAUUGGCGCCUCAACCGCUCUCCGGCCAGGCCCAUCACCGUUGGCUUAUCCGCUGUUUUUAAAUUCCGACCAGUCUCCUUGGAGCACUUUGCCACUAUCUGGUUGUUUUUGAGCAGCAAGCACCAGCUCCACACGACUCCUUGACUGAGCUCGUCUCCGCUAUCUCUCUCGGGCUCUAAUUUCAAUCAUAAUUUGCGGAAAUAAGCCACGAAAUCACAGGAGUAAUAGCAGCAAUAGAAUGUCGGAAAAUUCAGAUUCUUCGGAUCAGCCGCAACCGUUGAUUGAGGGUGAUCCAAAAACCAACCUACCUCGCACUUUCAAGUAUUUGUUAGCUACGCAAUUUUUGUCUAGGGGAAUACCGUUUAUUUUCAAUUCAUGGAUCGUUCGCCACCUUACCGAAGAAGACUACGCGAGUGGGUGUUAAAGACUGCUGUUAGGGAGGAUUCUUUCUCUUUUUAUUGCUGUUAACUUUUUCUACUUGGGAGAGCAAAAAAUGCUAAAAAUGUAACUUUGGAACCACUGACAGUGUGUCUAUCCAUAACACUUCUGAAGGAAUGAAGGAACUCGUAAUGAAGCGCAAUGAAAAGAGAUAUUUGGCCUUAGGUUCUUUCUUUUUUUUUUCACAUUUUAGUUUCUCUGAGCUUAUGAUGGUGAUUGAUGCAAUCUGGGAGUUUCGUUCAGCCUGUUAUCAAAAAUUUAUGAUGAUGUGUACUCCAGUGCUUGUAAUUUGUCAGGUGGUAACACUUUAUAUACACUGUCAAUUAGAAGAAGUUUAUUCUAAUUUUUCUAUCAAUGUCCUACUCGAAAACUUGUUCCUUUAGAUAUAUGUCAAGUGACUCAGUGUUUCUUGUUUUUUUUUGUUCUAUUUAUUUUUUAGUUGUCAAUUGACAUUCCUCUAUGAAUGAUGUUAAACAUAACCUUUCUAAUAUUUUUCAGAUUUAUGCUGUACAAUUCCAACUGUUUGUCACCUGCAUAUUGUUCCUCAGUCGAGAGGGUUUUCGCCGUGCAUGCUUGAGGGCAGACAUUAAAUGUGAUGGAACUUCAAUGACAGGAAAUUUAGCACGACUUCUGACAGUAGCAUGGUUUACUUUUCCCUUGGGAAUACUUUUUACCGUUGCUGGUUCUGCAUUUGUUCUCUGGUGGCAGAGCUUGAGUUACCACAGUUCAUAUGCACAAGCCAUCUUGAUUAAUGGUUUUGCAUGUGUCCUGGAGCUACUAGCUGAACCCUUUUAUAUCUUGUCUCAGAAUUUGCUCCUCCUCAAACUGCGGCUAGUAAUAGAAUCUCUGGCUACCCUUAUGCGGUGUUUAACAACAUACUUUCUCAUUGUGAAGGAAAUUGACAUGGAGAGAGUUAUUGUCUUCGCGUUGUCACAAACUGCUUAUGGAGCUUCUAUAUUUGUUGGUUAUUGGGGUUACUUUCUUCUGAAUCAAGCAUAUAAAGUAUCAGAUCUUUUUCCAUUCAGUGUAGGAAACUUGAUGAAUCACGAUCAGCAGCUCGCAUAUAUGUGUAGGUUGUUCACCUUUCAGUCCAUUAGGAAGUUGAUUCUUCAAGAAGGAGAAAAGGUGGUCCUCGUUUGGUUUGACACUCCAUUUAAUCAGGCUGUAUAUGGCCUCGUGGAAAAACUAGGGAGUUUAGUGGUGAGAUUAGUUUUUCUGCCAUUUGAGGAGAGUUCUUUUGCUACCUUUGCAAGGUUCGCAUCAGGUGAAUCUGCAGAGAACAAGAGAAAGUUGGGAAGUUGUUUAACAGAUGCUUUGAAACUUGUUUUACUCAUAGGACUCGUAGUUGUAGCAUUUGGACCGAGCUAUUCUUACUCUCUCAUCAGAAUAUUGUAUGGUCAAAAAUGGAGUGACGGAGAAGCUUCGACAGCUCUUAAAUAUUACGCACUCUAUGUUGUUGUUUUGGCUAUGAAUGGAACAUCUGAAGCAUUUCUGCAUGCAGUUGCGACAGAGAAAGCACUCAGACGGUGGAAUGAUUCUCUUCUUUAUUUCUCCUUGAUUUAUGUAGUGUUGAACAUAUGUCUGAUACGAUCAAUUGGUGCAGUCGGGCUGAUUCUUGCAAAUAUAAUAAAUAUGAUAUUCAGGAUUAUUUACUCGGCAAUAUUCAUCAGGAAUUAUUUCGAGGGUUCAUCAUUUUCUUUCCGAGGAUGCUUGCCCUCGGGCUGGUCCUUUUUGCUUCUUUCAAGUGUAGUUACACAGAUCUCAGAAAGGGUGUUCUUGGACCCUAGUAAUUUCUGGAAGACAUUUUGUGUUCAUGUCUGUGUGGGAAUUUCCUGUCUCUCCACUGCUGCCAUUUUCAUUUAUCGUGGUGAGAGGCUUUUCAUCAACAAAAUGAUACGUUCCCGGGCGCAUGCCGAUUGAAUGCACAUAUGGUCUAUGUUUCUUGAGUUAGGGGCAUUCCAAAGGUGUUGGAUCUAUGGUCGUGCAGAAAAUGUAUUGGUAAUGACGCCUGGCCUCUUGAUCAUAUCAAACCCCACCUUCAAGGAUACAAUUUGCAGCUCAGCAAACAUUAAUUUCUCUAGAUUUAGUAAGUUACAGAAGAGAAACCUGUAAAAAUUUUAGUUCUGUUUAACAUUUAGUUCCUGCUAUAAUGAUAUUAAUAAUAUUUACAAUGAAAGUAUAAUGCAGUUCUUUUGGUGCUUCAUUCUAUAACUACUGCUGAGUUGCAACUUGUAGCAAGUUUUUUCCCCGAGGAGAUUUUGAUGUUCUUUGGAGGUUCUGCG
Molecule: messenger RNA, 2985 nt
Organism: Oldenlandia corymbosa var. corymbosa
Lineage: Eukaryota; Viridiplantae; Streptophyta; Magnoliopsida; Gentianales; Rubiaceae
Source: the annotation of a GenBank genome assembly